UCGCAGAGUGAGUCUGGUGUUAGUUUGGUAACCUGGCGUGUGACGGUUUGGGGCGGGGUUUGCGGACCCUCCUCUUCUUGGCGGGGGUCGGGCUUGCGGUCUCGGUCCCCGUAAUGUACGGAGGCAGAGGAAAGGGGCUCCGGCCCCCUCGGCGUCAUGUCUUCGGUGCCGACGGUUUCCAGUCCGCCGGUUCUAUCCUCAAGCGCCGGGACACUGAUCUAGAAAAAGCCGGGCAAAACCGAAGUUCUGCGGGCUGCUCCACGGGGUACUCAUGCGUCCUCCUUUUGUUUCAGGUCUGCGAAGCCGCCCCAGGAACCGAAGCUCUCCUAUCUCCGCCUUUUCCAUUCCCGUUUGUAACCAAUAAAGGCCGUUCAUACCGUUGUAGGCUUCGUGGAAGGGCUGGCAACAUUUCAAAGAAGGUUCUCUGGCUGAUCUUGCCGCCACCUCCGAAUGGCCGCGCUGCGCCGAAUCCUGCACUGGGCGACCCUGGCUGCUGGGACGCGCCGCAAUUUGGCGGGCUCCCUGGCCAGUAGCUGCCUGGCGGACCGCUGCCUCUGGGAUAAGCUCCACGCCCAGCCCCGUCUGGGCUGUGUCCCCACGUUCGACUGGUUCUUUGGGUACGAGGAAGUCCAGGGGCUCCUACUGCCGCUGUUGCAGGGGUCCCAGGCUGCCUGUCCACUGCGAGUGUUAGACGUGGGCUGUGGGACUUCCAGCCUGUGUACAGGCCUCUACACCAAGUGCCCACAUCCCGUGGACGUGCUGGGGGUGGACUUCUCUCCUGUGGCUGUGGCCCACAUGAACAGCGUCCUGGAAGGUGGUCAAGGCCAAACACCUCUGUGCCCUGGGCACCCUGCCUCCCGCCUCCACUUCAUGCAGGCUGAUGCCCAGAACCUGGAGCCAGUGGCUUCCUCCGGCUCCUUCCAGCUAGUACUGGACAAGGGCACCUGGGAUGCCGUUGCUAGGGGUGGUCUGCCUGGGGCUUAUCAGGUGCUGUCAGAAUGCCUGAGGGUCCUACACCCCCAGGGGACCCUGAUUCAGUUUUCAGAUGAGGACCCGGAUGUCCGGCUUCCCUGCUUGGAGCAAAGAUCCCAAGGCCGGACUGUGACUGUGCAGGAGAUAGGUCCUUUCAGGGGCAUCACCUACUUUGCUUACUUGGUUCAAGGCUCCCAUUAAAGACUAGUUUUUGUUGGGUGAGGAGAGGUGGAGAGAGCUUUGCCUUUGCAAGAUGGCUGGAAAAGGAGGGUUUCAGUCCUGGCUUCCAUGUUUCCUAGGUGGGUGCACUCAGUAUUGAUGGUUUCUGUGCCCAGUUUACCCAUCAGCAAGGUAGGAAUGGAACCUGGGGUUAUGGAUUACAUACAGCGAUAGCUGAAACAUUGAGCAGGCCCAGGCCCAAAAUGAGUACUGAACAGAGAAGAUCCAAGUGGAUCAUUCCCCACCUCCAGCUAACUGGAACUUCUCUAGAAGCAGCAGAUAAGAAUUGUUCAUCAAACCCAGUGGCCAAGCCUCUAAUCUCAUUUUCCUCUCCUGGGAACAGGAGAAAGUUGUGAAAGGAUAGGUAAAAUUGCUCUAUGAAGAAACCUAGCUGAAAUGUUCAAGGAGAGAGAACAAACAAGA
Molecule: messenger RNA, 1614 nt
Organism: Phyllostomus hastatus (greater spear-nosed bat)
Lineage: Eukaryota; Metazoa; Chordata; Mammalia; Chiroptera; Phyllostomidae
Gene: CSKMT
Product: citrate synthase lysine methyltransferase
Exons: 3
Coding region: 451-1173 (240 amino acids)
Source: RefSeq, a predicted model, not a curated record